GAAGAGCAGCUCAGGAAUUGACUCCAAACUCCAGGCGGCCCCCCUCCUCCUCUUCCUCCUCCUCCUCCUGGCCCCACACCCUCAGGACCAACAAGCCCUCUGGUGUCGGCAUGGAGGGUGGUGUGGAUGGCCCCAUCGGGAUUCCUUUUCCCGACCACAGCAGCGACAUCUUGAGCAGCCUGAACGAGCAGAGGAACAACGGCCUGCUCUGCGAUGUGGUGAUUCUGGUGGACGGGCAGGAGUUCCCCACCCACCGCUCUGUCUUGGCGGCCUGCAGCCAGUACUUUAAGAAGCUCUUCACCUCAGGGCUAGUGGUAGACCAGCAGAACGUGUACGAGAUAGACUUUGUGAGUGCCGAUGCCCUGUCGGCACUGCUGGAGUUUGCCUACACCGCCACCCUUACCGUCAGCACUUCGAACGUCAGCGAGAUCCUCAACGCUGCCAAGCUGCUAGAGAUCCAGGCGGUAAGGGAAGUUUGCACAGAUCUCCUGGACAGGAAGAUUCUGGCCAAAAAUGACCAGAUGGAUACAGUAGAUCAAAUUGAUCAAAGGAACCAUCUCAGAGCGAAAGAGUACCUGGAAUUCUUCCAGAGCAACCCCAUCAACGGCCAACAGGGCAGCUUUCCAUGGACCAACCAAGACUUGAGAGACCUUCAGCGGCUCAACUUCCGUGGCCAAGAGGAGGAAGAGGAGCCGGAUUGCAACGGCGUGGACUUCUACUCACAGGCUGCACUCAACGAAAGACCAAAGGCGAAUGACUGUGACCCCGACAGCAACCACGCCAUGUGGUUGGACCAGGAGGAGGAAGACGCCCAGGGAUCCGUGUUCCCACCCUCCCAGAAUGGACAAUUUGGCGGGCGCAACCUGCCGACAGCUGCAGGGGAGGAUGAGACAUCGGCAGCAGCUCAGCUGGACCACGAGGGGGGCUCCCCUGCCUUUGUUCCUGGGGGAGGGGAGGGGGAGGAUGCAGACGGCAGGGAAGUGGACGGCCUGGCUGCCAGCGCCCUCCUGCAACAGAUGAUCAAUUCCGUGGGGCGGUCGCAGCUGGCCGACGAGGACCGCAAGGAUGACGACGGGGUCAUGGAUUAUUACUUGAAAUAUUUUAGCACUUCCCAAGAGGGCGAGGUCUAUCCGUCCUGGUCCCAGAAGGUGGAGAAGAAGAUCCGAGCAAAAGCAUUCCAGAAGUGCCCCAUUUGCGAGAAGGUGAUCCAAGGAGCCGGCAAACUCCCACGCCACAUCCGAACCCACACAGGCGAGAAGCCCUAUGAAUGUAACAUUUGCAAAGUUCGGUUUACAAGGCAGGACAAGCUAAAGGUCCACAUGAGGAAACAUACUGGCGAGAAGCCCUACCUGUGCCAGCAGUGCGGGGCGGCUUUUGCCCACAACUACGACCUGAAGAACCACAUGCGCGUCCACACGGGUCUGCGCCCCUACCAGUGCGACAGCUGUUUCAAGACUUUCGUCCGCUCCGACCACUUGCACCGGCACCUUAAAAAAGAUGGCUGCAACGGCAUCCCUUCCAGAAGGGGCCGCAAACCCCGGGUGAGAGAUGUGGGUGGCAUGCCCACCCCGGCCACCAACCCCGACGAUGGAAGCUUCGCGGGCGGCGAUGAGGCACAAGAAUCGCAGGAUGCCAGCCCGCCGCAGGACUGCCCGGGACAGCACCUUGAAGAUAGCUCGAACGCCGAAGCGGCGUCAGGAAGUUUGAAUGUAGUAGGGGGUUCAUCUGAGGGUAACGCGCAAGAACUCUCCUAAACCAAAAAAAAAAAAAAAUUAUAAUAACCAACCAACCCGUGUCACAAAAUCUAGUUAUACCUUUCCUCCAAUGCUCCUUGAAAGUUAUGGUUUCCUUGCCCUUUUGUGGGAAAAAAAAUAGCCUUAUAGAUUGAUGCUAUAUCUCUGUUUUGUGAUCUUCCCGUAAUAACCAAUUAUUCUAACCUUUUAGAGCCACAGAUUAAUUUUUAAGC
This is a messenger RNA of Euleptes europaea (tarantolino), 1966 nucleotides long. RefSeq names its product zinc finger and BTB domain containing 7A (gene ZBTB7A). The record is from RefSeq and is a predicted model, not a curated record. Gene Ontology annotation, biological process: regulation of transcription by RNA polymerase II. Gene Ontology annotation, molecular function: protein binding; DNA-binding transcription factor activity, RNA polymerase II-specific; RNA polymerase II cis-regulatory region sequence-specific DNA binding. Bases 111 to 1754 code for a protein of 547 amino acids. NCBI's taxonomy places the organism in Eukaryota, Metazoa, Chordata, Lepidosauria, Squamata, Sphaerodactylidae. The transcript has 3 exons.